CAAACCGGGGGUCGGGAGCGGGUGGUCGGGUUCGCUGCCGGCCUCAGGGUCCCCCACGGUUGGCGUGCGGCAGCUCGAGCUCAGGGCCUGUGGGCGCUGCAGGGCCAAGCGCGUUUGUAAGUAGGGCAGCGGCCUCUGCAGCGUGAUCCUGAAGCGUUCUGGAGCUGGUCGGGGGUUGCUGACACAAAGUGCGGCGAAAUACAGGCUGUUUCAGAUGAAGAUAACCGGCGGCCAGCAGUUUUGAGAAGGGAUAGCAUAAUGUGAGGCACUUCUCCGAAGUCAUAGAUUCACAGAAUGAUUUGGGUUGGAAGGGACCUUAAAGAUUAUCUAGUUGCAAGCUCUGACAUGAGUAGGAACACCUUCCACUAGACCUCAAAUCCUAUCUGAAGGACGGCACAUACCUGGGCCAUGCCAAGUGCAGGUGUUGGAGAAGUGGCACGCAGUUCCCAAUGUUCGGCCCCACCUGCUUACAGGUUGUGCUGCCAUCUGGAGUUUUUGAUGCUGAAUCACUAAUAAUAGGAGCAUUCAGUUAUCGUAGCUCAUUAAGUUCAUUAACGUAGAUCUUUUAAUUAUGAGACGAGUCAGGAAUCCUGUGAAAUACAGAAAACUUAUUGUAAAACAUAUUUGAAUGGGCAGCAUUCUUUAAAAAUAGAUUGCACUCUGGAUAAAAGCCAGGAAAUUAGAGCACAGUUAUAUAAUGCAUUGUACACAGAAGAAACAUUUUUCAGAAAAGGAAAUACAAGGUACCUGUUUGUAUUGAGUUGUGAUUAUGCUGCAAAAAAAUCCCCCGCAACCUCAUAAAAAGACUAUAUACAAGAAUACCUUUAUGCAGGGGACAUUGGUUUGUUGGUUUCAAUAUACCAGAAUGACAGCAACACUAUGGAUAUUACUAAAAAAAUACAAAUUUCAAUAGCCAUUUUUAAUUAUUUUUUUACUAAUAAUUGUUGAUGUUAGUAUAGCUUAACAGGCAUUAUUCACUUAAGAGGACCCAGACUAAUGUGCUACUUCUGUUUUUCAGUCUGUUGGAUUCUUGCAAGUACUAAAGUGCUCAGAAGCAGGAUUUCUGGUGUGCACCAUGGCAGAUCUGUGCUGGAAGCUGUUCAUCUGCUUCUUUUGCUGUCAAGUUGUCUCAGGAAGAGUUAAGAGGGAGGGGCAUUAUAUUGCUGCUGUGUAUGAACAUGAGUCCAUACUGAGUCCUAACCCAACAGCCCUGGUUGAUCGACAGUCUGCACUGGAGCUCAUGGGCAGGAACCUAGACAUCUAUGAACAGCAAGCAGUGGCUGCUGCAAGACAGGGGGCACAGAUCAUUGUUUUUCCUGAAGAUGGAAUCCAUGGCUUCAAUUUCACCCGAAGUUCCAUUUAUCCCUACUUAGAUUUCGUUCUGCAUUCACAGUCUGUGAAGUGGAAUCCGUGCAGAGAGCCGUAUUUGUUCAAUGACACGGAGGUUCUUCAGCGUCUGAGCUGCAUGGCAAUGAAGAACAAAAUAUUCCUUGUGGCAAACUUAGGAACUAAGCAGCCGUGUGAGCACACAGAUCCUCACUGUCCCUCUGAUGGAAGAUACCAGUUCAAUACGAAUGUGGCAUUCAAUGCUGAUGGCAUUUUAGUAGCCACAUACCGCAAACACAAUCUGUACUUUGAAUACGCUUUUGAUACCCCACCAGAACCUGACUAUAAAUUCUUUGAUACCCCUUUUGCUGGCAAGUUUGGUAUGUUCACUUGCUUUGAUAUACUUUUUUUUGAGCCUGCAGUGAACCUCAUCAGACAAUACAAUUUGAAACAAAUUGUAUAUCCAACUGCAUGGAUGAACCAGCUCCCACUCCUGUCUGCUGUAGAAUUUCAACAAGCUUUUGCAACAGCUUUCAACAUCAAUAUUUUAGCAGCUAAUAUCCACCACCCUACCUUGGGCAUGACAGGGAGUGGCAUAUAUACUCCAGUCAAAUCGUUCAUCUACCACAACAUGGAAAGUUAUGGUGGCAAGCUCAUAGUAGCAGAAAUUCCUGUGACUACCACAGAUUAUAAAACCAAUGUGGAGAGUAAUGAGAGAGUCAGAGAAAACUUGCAUCAUUCAUGCAAGACUUCUAUAGGCACCUCACUGGAUGAUCAAGUUUGCUUUAAGGAAGGAGAAGAGACCCACAGCAAAGUGUUGGAAAAAGGAAACGAACAAUUCCUUCCUGUAUUUUAUUCAGAAAUGAUGUAUGACAACUUUACUUUUGUUCCUGUAUGGGGGGAAAAAGGAGAGCUCCAAGUUUGUGCCAAUACCCUUUGCUGUUACUUAAACUAUACGAGAGCUGUUUUAACCGAUGAAUUAUAUGCUCUGGGAGUUUUUGAUGGGCUCCAUACAGUGCAUGGCACAUACUAUGUCCAGGCCUGUGCGUUAGUAAAGUGUGGUGGUCUCAACUUCAGCACUUGUGGAGAGGAGGUUACACAUGCCACUGCUCUGAUAGAUUUCCAGCUAUGGGGAAAUAUGAGUACCCCUUACAUCUUUCCUUUACUGCUGACAUCUGGUAUUACCUUGGACUUUGCUGAUCACAUGGGCUGGAAAAACAACCACUAUUUCAUAAGCAAAAAUAGAACAUCUUUUGGCCUACUGACAGCUGCUCUAUAUGGACGAUGGUAUGAAAAGGACUAACAGAGAUACUUGAUUGAAUCAGAAAACAACUGCCUGUAUGCUGAGAGCAUAUAUCUUAAGUUGUUGGACAUCUGUACUUCCUAAAGCUUCAGGUGUGUUUGUACAUGACUACUGAUUGGAUUUCACAUUUGAAAUGAUAAGUGAAGCACUUAACCUAAGAGGCUGUGUUAUCUGUACCUUGGUACGUUAAGUCCUACCAGAAGUAAAAGAACUGCCUUGUGAGG
This is a messenger RNA of Melopsittacus undulatus (budgerigar), 2853 nucleotides long. It is a transcript of the gene BTD, whose product is annotated as biotinidase. Gene Ontology annotation, biological process: biotin metabolic process. Gene Ontology annotation, molecular function: hydrolase activity, acting on carbon-nitrogen (but not peptide) bonds, in linear amides. The coding region runs from base 1076 to 2629 and encodes 517 amino acids. Lineage: Eukaryota; Metazoa; Chordata; Aves; Psittaciformes; Psittaculidae. The transcript has 4 exons. The record is from RefSeq and is a predicted model, not a curated record.